CCGGCCCGACCCAGUUCUAGCCUUGGCGUUCUUGUCCGGCUGUUCUCCCGUCCCUCCUCUCUCGUCUCCCUUCCUUGUUCGCGAUUGGACAGGGUUCGGUCCGGUCUCAGCCGCCGCCAGCGCUGUUUCCAUCCUUCCAUGCUCCGGCGGCGCUAUUGCCCGCGGCCGCCGGCCCUCCUGAGGGCGGUGAGGCACCUCUCGAGGCUCGCCCCGCCGCGGCCGGUGACGGCGGAGCCGGUCAUCCGGGUCUCCAACAACGUGGCCCGCCUCGGCGAGCCCAAGGAAGGCCCCAAGCCGCGGCAGCUCCUCUCCCUCCCCCCCUUCCCCUCCUCUCACACGAACCCUCUUCCCGGCCGGAAGAGGGAUCCCGCCGCCGAUCCCAGCAAGCCCCGCCGCAUCACCGCCAUCACCUGGGUCAAGCACUACUUCGCUGACAUCCCGCCGGAAGUCAUCCAGAGCCAUUUUAGGAAGGGCCUGGUCCAUGUGGAAAGUUCAAAUCAUGGUGUUCCCCCUGAUAAAGGUGAUCAUCAGAUGUGCCAGUUGAAAAGGGUUAAGCAUAAUGAUGUUAUGGAGGUUGGCAUGAAGAUUCACAUUCCUGUUUCGGUUGCGGAGACCAAGAUAACCAAGAGAUAUGACACCAUACCAACUGCAACCUUGCAUCCAAAUGCGGAUGAGAUAGAAUACAUAAGAAGGCUUGUCAUCUACAAGGACUCCGCUAUAAUUGUGCUAAAUAAACCCCCUAAAGUGCCUGUGAAGGGAAACUUACCUGUUCAUAAUAGCAUGGAUGUGCUGGCAGCAGCAGCAUUAUCAUAUGGCAAUGAACAGGGUCCCAAGUUGGUGCAUCGACUUGACAGAGAGAGCAGUGGCCUGCUAUUGAUGGGGAGAACGAAAGAAACCUUUGCUCGACUUCAUUGGCUUUUUGCUAACAUAAAUCUUGCAAAAUCAUCUUCUCAGAUCUGGAAUGAUGCUUGCGAAGCAACAAUGCAGAGGUACUGGGCAUUGGUCAUAGGAUGUCCAAAAGAAAGGGAGGGCCUUAUUUCUGCUCCACUUUCAAAGGUGCUUCUCGAUGAUGGGAAAACUGAAAGAGUCAUUUUGGCUCAUCCUUCAGGUAUAGAUGGUUCUCAAGAAGCUGUGACUGAAUACCGGGUGAUGGGACCCACCAUUAAUGGAUGCUCAUGGGUUGAGCUCCGUCCACUCACAGGCCGGAAGCAUCAG
This is a messenger RNA of Elaeis guineensis (African oil palm), 1215 nucleotides long. The record is from RefSeq and is a predicted model, not a curated record. Lineage: Eukaryota; Viridiplantae; Streptophyta; Magnoliopsida; Arecales; Arecaceae.